Messenger RNA from Panonychus citri (citrus red mite), 2996 nucleotides. RefSeq names its product DNA replication licensing factor Mcm6-like (gene Mcm6). Bases 319 to 2877 code for a protein of 852 amino acids. Gene Ontology annotation, cellular component: MCM complex; nucleus. Lineage: Eukaryota; Metazoa; Arthropoda; Arachnida; Trombidiformes; Tetranychidae. The transcript is spliced from 2 exons. The record is from RefSeq and is a predicted model, not a curated record. Gene Ontology annotation, molecular function: ATP binding; single-stranded 3'-5' DNA helicase activity; single-stranded DNA binding. Gene Ontology annotation, biological process: mitotic DNA replication; DNA replication initiation; double-strand break repair via break-induced replication.
UGGGUGUUUUUCUGUGAGACUUUAAACAUUAAAAGGACAAUUAACUUGAUCAAUUUUAUUAGUAAUUGUUUUAUAUUAUCAAUUUACAAUUUGUGUUUUAAUUGUUCUCUGGUAUUGGCUGAUUAUCAAUUUCUUCUGCUCAACUGUUGUCCACUUUUGAAAAGAUCGAUUAAUUUUUGUUUCUCUUUUUCUUUUUGUGAAGAAAAUUUUUCCCUUCUGCUUUGUGUGUAUACACUCAUUGUGUGUUUUUAUUGUUUCGUCCAUUUUAUUUUAUCAUUUUUCUUUUCUUCUUCGUUUAAAGUAAUACAAUAAUUAAUCAUGGAUGUUGCUGAUACUAUUAUUGGUCAGGCAAUUCAAGUAAAAGAUGACUUGGCUGAGAAAGUUCAAAAAUUGUUCAGAGAUUUUCUUACAGGUUAUUCUGAUGAUCCCGAUUCGGAUAAAGCUAAAUAUGCCGCUGAUGCUUAUAAUCUGCUUAGUCCAGAUCGAAAUACACUUUAUGUUGAUUUUGAAGAUGUUCAAAAAUUUGAUCCUGCUCUUUAUUCAACUAUUUUGGAAUUUUAUUAUCGUAUUUAUCCCUUUCUUUGUCGUGCUCUGGUUGCCUUUGUUAAAGAUGAAACUCUUAGGGAUAAAGAUGAGGUAGAAACUAAACAGAUCCGAGAUGUUCUUAAGAAAGAUUUGUUCGUCGGUUUUUACAAUGUUGCCUUACAGAUGAAAAUUCGAGAAUUAAAGACCAACUCAAUUGGAGCUUUACGAAGAAUUUCAGGUCAAAUUAUUCGAACACACCCUGUUCACCCCGAACUUAUUAAUGGUACAUUCGAGUGUCUUGACUGUGGAACUGAGGUUCCAAAUGUUAUUCAACAAUUUAAAUUCACCCAGCCCGUUAUUUGUAGAAACAAUUUGUGUGCCAACAGAUCAAGGUUCAAACUUGUUCUACACAAAUCUCGUUUUGUGGAUUUUCAAAAGCUUAGAAUCCAAGAAACUCAAGCUGAAAUACCUCGAGGUAGUAUGCCCAGAAGUUUAGACAUUAUCUUCCGUGGAGCCGAACAGGUUGAUUGUGUUCAAGCUGGUGAACGAUGUGACUUCAUUGGUUCCUUAAUUGUUGUUCCUGAUGUUUUACAAAUGUUCACUGCUCAGGCUGGAGCCAUCAAAACUGAAUCUGGCUCUGGUGGUAAUCGUGGUAAUGCUACAUUAGGUGAUGGAAUCUCUGGACUGAAAACUUUGGGUGUGAAAGAAAUGACCUACAAACUUGCCUUCUUGGCCAAUUGUUGUGUUCGUGAAGGAAGUUCUAUUCCCGCUGCUAUGGAAGAAUUACAAAAAAUUGAAGAAGAAAAAAAUCAAGAGAAAAAUCAUCUCAAAGAUUCCGAUAUGGAAGAAAUCAGAACUAUGGCCGCUGAUAAACGAUUAUACGACGGACUGGUAGCAAGUUUAUUUCCAUCUAUUUAUGGUCACGAUGACAUCAAAAGGGGUUUACUUUUACAGCUUUUUGGUGGUGUUGGUAAAUUUACCGAAGAAGGUACUCAUUUAAGAGGAGAUAUUAAUAUUUGUAUUGUUGGUGAUCCAAGUACAGCCAAAAGUUGUUUUCUCAAGUUGAUCACCGACUCUGCUCCUCUUAAGGCAGUUUAUACCAGCGGUAAAGCUUCAACGGCUUCUGGUUUAACCGCCGCUGUUGUCAGGGAUGAAGAAGGUGGUUUUGUGAUUGAAGCUGGUGCAUUGAUGUUAGCUGAUCGAGGUAUUUGUUGUAUUGAUGAAUUUGACAAAAUGGAUAUUCGUGAUCAAGUUGCUAUCCAUGAAGCAAUGGAACAACAAACAAUUAGUAUUGCCAAAGCGGGUGUUAAAGCUACUUUGAAUGCUCGAACCUCCAUUUUAGCUGCUGCCAAUCCGAUCGGUGGUCAUUAUGAUCGUUCAAGAAGUUUAAGGAACAACUUGUCCCUCUCUCUACCUAUUAUGUCUCGAUUUGAUCUUUUCUUUGUGCUUUUAGAUGAGGCCAAUGAAAGGACUGAUUAUGAGGUCGCCCGGAAGAUAGUUGACAUGCAUGCGAAUGCUUUUGAUGAUGUUGACGAGGCUGAAACUACAAUUUACUCACUAGAACAAGUUAAGAAGUACAUAAAAGAAGCCAGAAAAAUCGCACCAAAAAUCACACCCGAAGCUGAACAUGAAAUGGUUGAGACUUACAAAACUUUGAGAGGUGAUAAAGGUGCACUUGCAACUGGAUUCGCUGGAAGUGCCAAACAAUCAUGGAGAAUCACAGUAAGACAAUUGGAAUCUCUAGUUCGAUUAUCUGAAGCCCUCGCCAAACUCCAUUUCUCCAGUGAAGUGACCAUUAAUCACGUCAGAGAAGCAGCUCGAUUACUUAAUAAAUCAAUUGUUCGAGUUGAACAACCUGACAUCUCUCUUUUAGAUGAAUCAGUCGCAGCUCCGGUGGAAGAAGAAGAAAUGGAAGAGGAAAUAGCAGACGAUGACCAAGUGGCACCAAAAUCUAUCCGAUUGUCUCACGAAGAGUACAUUAAGAUGGCCAACGCGUUUGCGACCAAAUUACGUCAAGAGGAGGAUCGAAGAGAAUCAAGAGGAAGAAGAAUCGAUGAAGAUGGACAAGAAUCACCAGAAUUCGAAGAGAGAAUGGACCAAGGAGAUGAAACUGUCCACCCACCUCAAGACGAUUAUCAAGGAAUGACCAAAUCAAGUUUAAUCGAAUGGUACUUGGAAGGUCAAGAAUAUGAAGAUGAAACCGAAUUGGUGUCCAAAAAGUUACUCUGUGAAAAAGUGAUCGAUCGUCUUGUCAACAUCGAUCGAAUCUUAAUUUCUUUAAAAGGAGCAGAAUCAGAAUCAGAUGCUGACACUGUUUUAGUUGUUCAUCCAAAUUUCGUAUGUGAGGAUUAAAUUUAUCUACUCAAAUGAUUUUAAAACAACAAAAAUCAACAUUAAUUUGAUAAAUUGUAUCAUCAAAUUCAUCGCAUUUAAUUUUACAAUAAACAAAAAAACUAAUUCCAAAGGAGCAA